UUCAUUGCGCUUUAUUGCUUAACUAUCCUAAAACACAUUUUUAAAAAUUGGCAUUUGACGCCCACCGUAACGUUCGCCGCAAACCUGUGAUGGACGUUUGUAUUUGUAUUUUGCGAAAUCGAUAUUAAUUUGCAUUUUAGAGUUUUUUGUGUCAUUAUUUUAGUAUAAGUUAUAUGUUUGAGGUAGGUGUGAGGUCCCUCUAAAAAGAAUAUGAUCAUAGAGAUAGAGCUUUUUCCAUGCACGUGUGUUCCUGGACUGUGUAGUAUUUUUGUAAAGCGCCUUAAAGCGCAAAACUUGAGAGAGUAUCUUGGGAAUAAAGACUCUAUAGGAGAGCUCAAUUACCCCUCAUCCUCUCGUGACCUGGGUCACCUAAACCUGAGACCAUAUCUCCUCUACCUUGUACGACCUGCACUGGCUUCCUGUGAUUUAUCGUGUUCGGUUUUAACUGUUGUUUACAAAGCUCAUAAUAAUCAAGCACCUGACUAUAUAUAAUGUGAACGUUGACAUGUCAAGUGGAUCUAACGCGCGCUCUGGGGUUUUCUUGUAUCGUCGCGUUCCAUCGACAUCGAAACCGUACCAUAUAGGUAACUAACUACCGGGUUAAUAAUCUAUUGAUUAGUCAUUUAUUUAUAUAUUCAUUAAUUUAUUAACUGAAAUCAGUUAUUCUGAAUAGCUCAGUUGUCACUUCUUGUCCAGCUUGCGUAGGGCUUUCGGAACCGUAUUUGCUAGCCUAGGCUGCAUAAAUGGUAAAGCCACCCACCAUUGCAAGACCUUGAACAGAGCAUGUUUUUCAAUUACUUUUAACUCUGUCACCACGGCCAUGUUGUUCUGUUUCGGUCGGGGCAGCCCGAGAAAGCAAGAUAGUUGCUGGUCUAAUGUCGUUUGCUUGUGUGCAACAUUUGGUCAAGUAUUAAUUAUGGGCACCGGGCAAGGUUUUGGAGUGUUCUUGCCCGUUAUUAUGAACGAGUUCAACACAAGCAGAGAGUACACCGCGUGGAUUGGAUCAAUAGCAAUAGCCAUGACGUUGGGCUUGUCUCCUGUGUCCGGACGGUUGUGUGAUCGCUUUGGCUCCCGUUCCGUUGCCAUAAUCGGCGCCUUGUUUAGUUCUUUGGGCCUCAUCUUGACUUCCUUGGUUAAAAAAGUAGAUUUAUUUUAUCUCACCUACAGUGUCCUGUUUGGAUUUGGAGCCUGCUGUUGCCGUACAGCAAACUUCUUGAUAACAGCCAAGUACUUCGUGAAGCGGAGAUCGUUCGCCACGGGGCUAGUGACGGCGGGAGCUGGUUUGGGUGUCUUCGCCCUGGCACCGAUAAAUCAAAAGGUGAUAGAUUCCUAUGGCCUCAGCAUUGCGUACAGGGUGCUUGGGUUUGUAAUUCCGGUAAACUGUUUUCUUGCCUUGUUCUACGAUCCUAACAUAGAGGACGAACUAGCUCAAGGCAAUGAUGAAGAGGCGCCAAAACAUCAAGAGGAAAUUAACGGGCAAGAAGACCCGCAGAAAUGCCAGAAACUCAUCGACUUUUCAGUCUGGAAAGUGCCUGCCUUUACCAUUGUAGCUGUGUGUUAUGCAGGGAUGUCCAUUGUGUUAUUUACACCUCAGUUUCAUUUGGUGCGACAUUGCGAAGACUUGGGUAUCUCUGCCGAUAAAUCUUCCAAACUCCUGAUGAUAUACGGACUCACGUCUUGUUUUGUGCGCAUAAUUACCGGCAGACUGUGUGACAUGCAAGCAAUUAAUCCCAUCUACGUGUUUCAGUUUGGAAUGUUUACAAGUGGUCUGGCAGUGAUAAUGUUCGGGGUUCCCUCCUCCUAUGUGGCUCUUGCAGUAAUCAGUGCAUUCUUUGGCGUGGGAGACGGAGCAAGCUUGACUUCAGGAAAUCUUCUGUUGCUCACGACAGUGGAACCUAAAAAACGAGCCUCCGCGUUUGGAUUGGCUAAUUUGUUAGACUCAGUUUCCAUAGCAACCGGAGCUCCUUUAUCUGGUAAUUAGUAUUUUUCUGUAGUUCGUGUAUUACGGUGGUUGUAAUGAGUUGA
Molecule: messenger RNA, 2025 nt
Organism: Orbicella faveolata
Lineage: Eukaryota; Metazoa; Cnidaria; Anthozoa; Scleractinia; Merulinidae
Product: monocarboxylate transporter 4-like
Biological process (GO): transmembrane transport
Molecular function (GO): transmembrane transporter activity
Source: RefSeq, a predicted model, not a curated record